CUGGAUUACUAAUCCCACUGGUAUAAAUAUUUGGGAGUAUUCUUGAUAUUCAUGAUUUCAAUAUUCCAUAAGCAAGUAUGACUGUUACUUAUUUCAUUACUGGUGCUAAUCGUGGGAUUGGGUUCCAACUUGCUAAACAAAUUUCUGCUGAUUCAAACAAUGUCGUAAUUGCAACCACUCGUUCUUUUGCUAAUUCUGCUGCUUUGCAAGAUUUGAAUCGUCCAAAUCUUCAUAUCAUUGAAUAUGAUGUGGCUUCUCCCUUGGAAAAAAUGAAGCAAGAUUUGGUUCCUAUUGAAGAGUACGCUCCAAAUGGUGUGGAUGUAGUUAUUCAAAAUGCCGGUAUUGCUACCGCUAACCAGAAAUCUAUACUUGAAACAACUGAGGAUGAUUUGGCAAAACACUUUGCUGUUAAUACUAUCGGAUCAGUAAAAGUUUAUCAAUCGAUAUUCCCUUACUGGUCUAAAAAAGUUAACCCAGAAACUGUGAAAAAAUUUAUCUUCAUCAGUUCUUCCGUUAGUUGGGUGAACAAUUUCUUUCCCAUGUUAUCCUCCCAUUAUGGUCCUUCCAAAGCUGCUCUAAACUUGGUUGUUAGACAUAUUGCUUUUGAUCAUAAAUCCGCUGAAUUGGAUCAUAUUAAAAACUCAAUUAUUGUCCCAGUGCAUCCCGGCCUUGUGACAACUGACAUGUCAAAAGAGGCUUUGGGUGAUUACAACUUUGAUGAAUCACCUAUUCCUGUACUCAAGCCAGAGGAAUCUGCUGGUUGUAUUAUCAAAAUCAUUGAUAAUCUCGAACCAAAGGAUAACGAUACUUUUAUAAGUUAUGAUGGUACUAGAGUAUCUUGGUAAUCUAUCUAUAUAGUCAAUUCCAUAUCCUUAAGAAA
Messenger RNA from Hyphopichia burtonii NRRL Y-1933, 880 nucleotides. Its product is annotated as SDR family oxidoreductase. Bases 78 to 845 code for a protein of 255 amino acids. NCBI's taxonomy places the organism in Eukaryota, Fungi, Ascomycota, Pichiomycetes, Serinales, Debaryomycetaceae. The transcript has a single exon. The record is from RefSeq and is a predicted model, not a curated record.